Messenger RNA from Chiloscyllium plagiosum (whitespotted bambooshark), 1158 nucleotides. RefSeq names its product phosphodiesterase 6H, cGMP-specific, cone, gamma, paralog b (gene pde6hb). Gene Ontology annotation, cellular component: photoreceptor outer segment membrane. The record is from RefSeq and is a predicted model, not a curated record. Gene Ontology annotation, molecular function: 3',5'-cyclic-nucleotide phosphodiesterase activity; cGMP binding. Gene Ontology annotation, biological process: positive regulation of G protein-coupled receptor signaling pathway; positive regulation of epidermal growth factor receptor signaling pathway; visual perception. NCBI's taxonomy places the organism in Eukaryota, Metazoa, Chordata, Chondrichthyes, Orectolobiformes, Hemiscylliidae.
AUAGCGUGACUGAGAGAGGAUUUAAGGAGAGGGAGUCAGAGAAUCUGCAGGGACAGCGAGAAAGGGACAGAGCCCAGCCUCAAUACUGUCUGCUGCUGCUGCUUCUUUGAGUGUUUCCUGUCUCAGUAACCCUGUUCUGUGGAAAUGAAUAUUUCACCAACUAAUAUUUCUGGAGGUGCCACGUCCCCUAGGAAGGGGCCACCAAAGUUCAAGCAAAGAGCGACUCGACAGUUCAAGAGCAAACCCCCCAAAGCAGGCGUGAAAGGGUUUGGAGAUGAUAUUCCUGGAAUGGAGGGGCUUGGCACAGAUAUCACUGUGAUCUGUCCUUGGGAGGCAUUCAGCCACUUGGAGCUGCAUGAACUGGCUCAGUAUGGUAUCGUUUGAUACUGGGUAAUGCUAAACAGGCCUUAGUAACUGGCCCACACUUCAGCUGAAACAGCAACUACAGUGAAGCAGAUGAAGCUGGAUUACUACUAACGUCGCUGUGCACAGUACUUCACAUUAUUGUUCAAUUCCAUUAGCAUAAACAUAAAAGUCAGUGUCAGUUUUUAGACAAUGUUUGUACAGUUUAAGUGCGUUUAUGUUGCUUAUGUGACAUUUGGUUGUGAGCUUAAACAGUUACUCCUAGCUCCUGCAAAACAUUCAUCUUUGCAUCAUCAUCAUCAUCAUCAUCUGUAUUCAUUCUGUAAAACUGUCAAUUUAGAUUCUCCUGCAAGAUGAGAGAGAUAGAAUAUAAUUUCUCAAUGAGUUGAUUCGGUGACUAUAACUAAAUAGGAAGGAGCACUCUGUCAAGACAAUUACAUUCACAUCUACUGAAGGAACCACCUGAUGAGGGAGCAGCACUCCAAAAGAUAGUGCUUCCAACUAAACCUGGUGGAUAAAAACCUGGUCUUGUGUGAUUUUUAACAUCUACUGAAGUUUAAGAAUGAACUUUACAUUUUAUGCUGGGCUUGAAUUGGUAAUAAUCAGGUUAGAAAACUGCAGAUUGAAUAAGAUGGUGGUGUUUGUUUCUCUGUCUACAAAUCUAGAACAUUGAGAGUGUUUAGAAGCUGAUCUCUUGGAUCUGUGCUCAUGGCUUGCAACAUUAUAGUGUGAAAAAUCACACAAUACUAGGUUAUAGUCCAACAGGUUUAAUUAGAAGCACUAGCUUUGGAGCAC